CAAACCACCAACGGCUGCUUCUUUUUGCCUCCCUCGGCCAAAAUUUGAACCCAACUGACAAAUGACAUUUCACCCCAUUCUGAUCCCACCAAUCUCUACCAUCUUCUCUCACACAUUUCAUUUGAUCAGGCCAGGCAACCAGCUCCCGUGAAUGCUGGUUUUGGAGUAGCCGGUCGGCUCGAGGCUCGUGAACGAAUGCCCAUCUCUCAACUCUCUGGUCGACUGCCGCACGCUGCCUCUCCAACUGCCACAAAAUGGCCGACGACGAUUCCGAUUUGGAGAUUUUAGACUCACUUCCCGAUCACAUCAACAAUGAUCGUCGUUCCGUGCCGCCCCGCCGCCGCCGCCCCGCAAACCCCAGCGAGUUCGAUAGCCUUUGGGACAGAGGACCUCGACGGACCCGAGAAAGCGCUCGCGACUUGCCCGGCAUGAACGAAAGACGACGCCAAAGGUUGCAACAGGAUGCGAUGCAACAUCUCAGUCGCCAGUCAGACGCGGCACGGCAUCGGCCUCAGGACGUCGACGUUAUCGACUUGACGGAUGAGCCGGAUAACGUGCCGCCGGCGGCGGUACCUCUCACAUUGCCUCGAGUUGUACCAGACUCGAACGGGAUGCCCGCACGUAGGAACGUUGGGUUUCUCGAUGUCGUUAACAACCCAAGUCAGCAACCGGACCAUUCAAGAAACCCAAGGAGACAGCAAUCGGGCCUGGCACGCACGCCGUCUCUAUCACGGAGCGACCCCAGCCUCAGCUUUGGCCGCGGCCGUUCUGCGAUCCCAGCCCAAAUGCACAUUGAUUUAACGGAAGACGACGACGUUCCGUCCAUCACAGGCCCGGCUGCAGGGCAGCAAGCUAGAUAUGCGACUCGGGGAUCUAUGCUCGACCCGCCUGCCAACAGGACCUGGCAUUGGCCACGACCCGGCGGCGCUGUCCAUAGCGUGCUGGGGAUGUUUCUUGGCCUCGGUGGGAAUGCGAGUAGGAACGCAGGAGCACCAGCAGAUGCAGCAGGUGGUGCAGCGGGCAACCAUCGCCUCAGAGAGAUCAGAGACAUUCAGCAAGAGCUUGAGAGGACCAUGGAAUUGAACCAGCUCAUGCAAAAUCGCCCCAGGGACAUGUUGAUUGAGCUUGAUUACGGUGGCCUUCCUCCAAACUUUUGGGACGACCACACGCCCAACAGGCCCAAGCCUGCCUAUGUGCCACCCCCAGACGCGCCUGUCGGGUUCACUCGUGACACGGGGGAUGAGGUUGUCGCGAUUUGUCCUGGCUGUGACGAGGAGCUCGUCUACGACCCUGAUGAAGUUCGUGACGAACCAGAAGCUGUAGCUACGAAGAAGCCUAGGACCAAGAAGGAUCGGGCUGAACACCACUUCAUGGCGAUCAAGGCUUGUGGCCAUGUUUAUUGCCGGGUUUGUUACGAGCGCAGAACUACUCCAAGCAGCCGAAAAGGUGGUUCUGGGCCUGGGCCGAAUUUUAGGCAGCUCCAAGAUAGCACUAAACUGCUGUGUGCCGUGGAUGACUGCGCGUCGGAGAUCAAGUCAAAAACAGCCUGGCUUGGCAUAUUUGUCUAGCGGCUGAGCGGUUACCCAGUGUCUUACUGUCGGCAUUCAUGUGUGACCACGCUUCGGAAGCCACUCACAAACAACCGUUUGUCUGCCUGGCUGACCACCGACUUUGAGGAAACACAGAGGCAGCGGGGUCAAUCAAUCUCUUCAAGAGAUUGUACUGGCUCUUAUAGCUCUGAUAAUCCUGGUCUAAUUUCUUCUUGUUCUCCUUUUGCUUGUUUUUGUUUUCUGUUUAUCAGCACGGUUCCAGUUGGAACACAAACCCGACGAGUCUCAUGCAUUUCGGAACGGUGGACACGACGGAUACCCCUACUUGUAUAGCAUACUGCAUUAUGGAUCGCAUGGCGUUGGUAGAAGAAAUCGGAAGGGAUGGAUACAUAUCGUCAGCCCUUAUAGACUUGAUUCAUCGGUUGACCAGAUAAACCUCACACUGCGUCGGUAUACCUCUUUGCUUCUAUUUCUUUUGUUUGUGUUCGUCUACGUCUCUUUGGUGAAGACCAGCGACACAUUCCCGUGUUUGAUGAUAGGACAUGGUCUGAAUUUUAUUCGAGUUGAUUGACGACCCAAGAAAGACAAAAGAAAAUCGCGGGCUCACAAACCGAGCGCAGUCAACUGUACCGUCAGUCACAACGGCGAGGCUGAGUGGACGACGAUCGCUAACCAAUCUCGGGCCGUGGUAAUCCACACAACUGAGAGGAACUAUGAGUGCUGAUCAUCAUUACCCACGAAUGGAGUCAGACUUACAGACCUUGGAAGCGUUGCCGCACUGGCAACUGGACUGCUGGACUACACGCAUUCGGGAAUUGCUGGAGUCAGCCAAACCGGAGCAUUUUCAGUUGAGGUGGUGGCGCGGCGAUUUGUCAGUGGAUGGAUGAGGCAACAAGAAAAAAAGAGUCGUCUAAACUUGGGAAAACACAAAAAGUCUUGGAGUGAGGCAGUGAACAAGUCAGAAAGACACUUGAUUGGCUCUCAAUUACGCUGCUUACUCUGCUCACGUUGGUCAAAAUACGCAUACUUGCCCUGGUAGGACACAUGUUUCGACACCACUGCCACCCCGCGUACGGGGCUCAGUUGGGCAAGAGACCCCACUAAAAGUUUCAAGAUUACUAUGUUUAAAUGGGCUCGCCCCGAUGCCGUAGGUGCGCAAAUCUUGCUGCGGAACUUCUGUCCAAGGUCCAUGUCGGCUUGGGUCGGAUCUUGGCUUUUCUCUCAGUUCGGCAACGAUGAUUGCCAAGUUACCUAGGUACGGGUAUGGUAUUCCAUCCUGGUGGGAAGAGAUUGCUAUUUUCUGCCCAGGCGCGAUUUGCUUGUUCGUUCCCGUUGUUUCAGAAAAACCCAACAUCGCAAACAGAGGAGCAAUGCAAAGGAAGACAGAGGCAGCCGGUAGGACAAGAGAGAGGGUCCCGAAAUGGCAAGCGGGUCAAUUUUAGCGUCUUUCUUGGUCCUCCUUAGUACUGCAAAUUGGUGUUAAUGGCUGGGGUUAUUAUGUAAGCACCCGGGAAGCUGCUACUGCUAGGUACACUAGUAAUUAAGGUAGUACAGUGACAGUGGCAUGUGCAACUGAACUUCGCCCUUCAAGCCCCUGUACAAAUCAUAUCAG
Pyricularia oryzae 70-15 is the source of this 3162-nucleotide messenger RNA. RefSeq lists its product as uncharacterized. Lineage: Eukaryota; Fungi; Ascomycota; Sordariomycetes; Magnaporthales; Pyriculariaceae. The transcript is spliced from 2 exons. Gene Ontology annotation, cellular component: SUMO-targeted ubiquitin ligase complex. The coding region runs from base 255 to 1568 and encodes 437 amino acids. Gene Ontology annotation, molecular function: ubiquitin-protein transferase activity. The record is from RefSeq and is a predicted model, not a curated record.